UCGCUCUCUCAUAUUUCUUGCUGUGCCGAGCGUCUGAGCUGUGGGCCUACCAGAACGGCUUAGUACACGCCGAUUUUUGUCUCACGAGAGGGAACCUCGUAUUCUUCGAAGGAUCGUGUCAGCUAGCGUGGCACGAAAGAAGGCGGGCAGACAGAGUAGAGGUGACUUUCCGCGCAUCGAAAGCGGACCAAAAGAGGCGAGGCGCGNUUAACGAGAGAGAGAGAGAGUAGUGCGGGACGAGGAAGGGGGACAGAUGGCUGGGAAGAUGGGGGCGCUAGAGAUCUUGCUGAAUCUGCUUGACGUGCACCCAGAGUUAGGAAGUAGCGCGCCGCUCAUGCAGUCGGUCAAGCAGGGACGGUGGGCAGUAGUGUCGAGGUCGGAAGCAACGACAGUGCUGAGAGACAUGGCGAGAAGAGUAGGAGAAGACCCAACGCACUUCGCGCUGCAUUCAGGGAGGAUAGGUGGUGCGACGCAACUAGCAAAGCAGGGCGCAUCGGUUGUUCAGAUUCAGAGGGCGGGGAGGUGGAAGUCAGGAGCCUUUAUGACGUACGUGAGGGCAGGAGGCGACGGCGCUAACUGUGUAUCGCGUGCACUAGCGUCUAGCUGAAGGGGAGUAGUAGCGUGGACAAGAGCACCGAGUAUCGGGCCGCGCAAUGGGAUAUGACCUGGGCAUAGACGUCGGAUUGGCCCGAUAAGUGAUACCUAGUGAGUCCGGGAACAAGUCAAUGGUUCGGCUCAUAGGUUGGAUUUUGGUUUUGAUAUUUUUUGGUUUCGGCGUUUCUGAUUUCUUGUCGCCUUUUCUAAUAAUCCAAAUUUCUUUAGCAAAACACAAAACGAAGGAGUCGGUAAAACCGUGAAUCCGUGGUUUGUGGAAGCGUUCCGGAAAUUCCGUGAAAGAGCGGCGAGAGGCAAAAAAGGUUACACGGGGGUAUAGCUAUGUACAGGG
This is a messenger RNA of Ectocarpus sp. CCAP 1310/34, 946 nucleotides long. NCBI's taxonomy places the organism in Eukaryota, Phaeophyceae, Ectocarpales, Ectocarpaceae. The record is from the annotation of a GenBank genome assembly.